This is a messenger RNA of Terrapene triunguis (Three-toed box turtle), 6003 nucleotides long. RefSeq names its product RNA binding motif protein 24 (gene RBM24). Bases 331 to 699 code for a protein of 122 amino acids. The transcript has 4 exons. Lineage: Eukaryota; Metazoa; Chordata; Testudines; Emydidae. The record is from RefSeq and is a predicted model, not a curated record. Gene Ontology annotation, cellular component: cytosol. Gene Ontology annotation, molecular function: mRNA 3'-UTR binding.
GGAAAAGCCACUCCGUUGUUAGCGUCCGGGCCCUGCAUUUCUCUCCAGUAGCUGCUGCUGCCUCCGCCAGACUGGACGCUCUCCAUCCUCCUUUUCUAACACCUACCUCAAAACUGCUGGAGGCUGCGGGGCUCCCUCCCUGAGAGUGGGAGGAGGAGGAGGCAGCGGCGGAUUGGUUUGCAAAAGGCAACGCAGUGUAGUUGCAAAAGGGGUCUGACUCCGGAAUAAGACCCCCUCCCACCACGUGUAAACGCACCCAGGCGCACACUACUCUCCCCGUUUGUUUGCCUAGGGCUGUCCGGCUGGCAGGGCCAGCGAACGACGCGGAAGAUGCACACGACCCAGAAGGACACCACUUACACCAAGAUCUUUGUCGGGGGCCUGCCUUAUCAUACCACCGACUCCAGCCUGCGCAAGUACUUCGAGGUGUUCGGGGAGAUCGAGGAAGCCGUGGUCAUCACCGACCGGCAGACCGGCAAGUCCCGGGGAUACGGAUUUGUCACCAUGGCUGAUAGAGCAGCUGCUGAAAGGGCUUGCAAAGAUCCCAAUCCUAUCAUUGAUGGCAGGAAGGCCAAUGUGAACCUGGCAUACCUGGGAGCAAAACCAAGGAUAAUGCAACCAGGUUUUGCCUUUGGUGUUCAGCAUCUUCAUCCAGCUCUCAUACAGAGGCCUUUUGGGGAUCGUUUACAGUUAAGAUAACUGAUCAGAAGGAUAUGAUGAUAAGAGGUGGAAUAGUUCUGUUUGGAAUUAAACACUGUAACCAGUAGACUCAAACACAAACAAGCUAAAAUGGUGAUUAACGAUGCAUGUAUGUUUUUUCAUAUAGUCAAUAGACCUCCGUGUGCUUUUUUUUUUAUUAUUUUUUACAGAAAUGAAGUGGUGUUGAUAGCUAAACUGUGUGCUUUUAUUUAAUUGAAAGAGCUGUAGUGAAAGUUUUUGGGGGUCUCUUAAUUUUGUUUUUGUUGUUGAGGAGUGUUGACUUUGCCAUGGGGAGCAAAGGGACUUUUUUUUUUUUUCUUGCUUUCAAGCUGUAGCCUGUGACUUUUUUUUUUUAACCAUAUUCGUAUUUUGUAUUGAGUGCUAAAUUGUGUGACAUCUUGAUUUUUUUUUAAUAAAGAAAAUCAACCUAUUGCUUGCAUGUUUAUAGUUCUUGGUUUUGUUCCUUGAGAGGGGUAUGAAGGGGUGUGGAGCUCUUUUGAUUAACACUGUGCUUCCACUUGGGCUUUCUAAUUCCAGUCUUUAACUUCUCCAUCAGACUUCAAUAUGUAGUGCAUUUCCUUUUAAAAAAAAUAAAUAAAUAAAAAAAAAAUACAAGUAUACUAUUCCUAAGUAUUUCUAACACUUGCUUUUUAUAGAUGUAAAAUUAGGAGGUGAAGUCUGCUUAAAUUUUCUGUCCUGUACACCUCACUAAUUCACACUGACUAGGUCACUGCAAAAUAAUAAAUUUUGAUAAUUUAAUAAAUAAGCUAACAAAGCAGGAGAAUGCAUCAAAGGAUGUACUUUGUUCAAUUACUUGACAAGUGUAGAUUUAAGAUCUACUGUACCUUGGUGUUAUGAAAUGGCAGUAGCUGCUCCAUAGUUAAAGUUGAAGCUAGCUUUCCAUUAGAAGUUGAUCGUUUUCCUUUUGGAAAAGUUGUGGGGAUGGGAAAUCAGUCUUCCAGAAACUUCACAUACAACUUCUUAUCUCACAGUAGAGUGCUUUAGUGGUUUUCUGGGAAGCAUGGUAAUAAUCAGGAAACUAGUUUUGAAAAUGUACCUGAAGCUCAAUUAUGAUAUAUAUAUUUUUGCUUCUUAUAAUAUUCCCAGAUAUGUCUUACUUCCCUUCAACAAAGCCAGCAUCUCUUAAUAUUCUUGGAGAAAUGGUGGGGAAACUGAAAAGAAUAUAUGAUAAUCUGAUGCUCACACUAAGGGAGGGGUUACCUAGAAGGGCAUAAAAGCAGGGUUACAAAGAGGAGCUGGUGGAAUGAGAAGGGAGCAGUUGUGAGGAAAAGAGGAAGUACUUGCCUAGCAUAGCAAGAAAGGAGGAACUGGGACUAUAUACUGCUUAAGGGACUUAAUAAAAAUGGAUUCUCUUCUCCAAUCCAUCAGCCUUUUCUGGUUCUAACACACUGUAUAUCAAUCUGAAUUAGAGGCAUAUUUUGCAAAGAGGGGUGGUAUGUGCUUUAAACUGGCAGAAUCCAGUAUUCAUUUUUAUCCUUGUUCCCUGUACCUUUUCUGUUACCUCCAGUUACAAGAGAUUAUACAAUCUAACUUCAUGUUCAAGGGAUGCACUUCCAAUAAUCUCCCACUAAACUCUUAUUUUGAUCUAUGCAUAUAUUUUAGGGGAUAAAGGCUAGGGAGAGCAGUGAAAACUGAGUGGAGUAAUAGACAGUGAUGACUGUAUGAGAAAGGGGAACAGGCUGGGUUGUGUAAGGGCUCAUUUUUCAGACAUUUUAAUGUUUGGGUUUGCUAAAAAGGACAGAAUUUUUCUGUAAAGAGUAAUAUUUUGAGGUGAUAGCUGGGCUCCAUUGAAACAUACUUUGAGUUUUAAUUUUUUUUCUGUGAAUACUAGUAAGUGUACUUCCAUAUGCUAUGUAAAAUUAAGUAAUAUGGAACCUCAGAACUGUGCUCUGCGAGUAAAAGGGGAGAGAGUGCCAUUUCUGCAUGUGAAUUAAUUAGCAAAGUGCAAAUUAGUGAGGUUCUACUUUGCUCUUGUCAGCAGUGCUCUGUCAGAGUUCUACCUUUCAGACAAAAUGCAGUUACUUUCAGCAUCACAUUACAUCAGAUUUAGUGGGAGAAUAUACUUAGUUCUGAGUACGGUACCCGCCCCCCCCCCGGCUUUACUCUAGCUAAGAGAAGCAACGUUAGUUCCUGUUCAUAAAAUACUUGUAGUUCUGGUUUAUUUUUUCUAUGCUAUAGCGAUUAAUUCUCUCACCCAAGUAACGUUUCCUGAUCUCACCUCCUCUUUACAUCCAGAAUCUCAUUUACUAUAUGUGUGAGACCUGGCAUGCUGAAUCUGACCACAAUCAUAGAAAUGUAGGUCAGGAAGGGACCUUGAAGAGUUCAGUGUUGGUUACUUAUCCCACUGUGACUCAUAAAAGUAUAGCUGUAUACUGAAACACCAAAUGCUGCUAUUGAAUUCAUUUUGAAUUAAUGCGGUUUUUUUAAAGAUCUUUAUUUUGUUCCAUUGAGGUAGCUUCUUUUCCUUUGCAUGCAUAAUUACCACUUAACAUCAGUGGAAAAUUACAUGCAUGAAGGGAGAGGUGGACGUAGGAUGUGAAUAGUUAGAUCUUUUUCCCUGUUCGUCUAAGGACUGAUCCUGAAGUAAAUGAAAAAGUUCCCACCAACUUCAAUGACAGCCGAAUUAAGUCCCAAGAGGACAAGCUGGCCAACGAAUGGUUAGCUGAUAUCAAACACUUGCUAAGUCACUUCUAAGUUUUACAAAAUCCUAAUAAUUGAUUAUAAGGGAUGGAGGGAAGAGUUCUGACCACAGUUGAUAAUUAAAAGAUCUGUGUAACGUCAGGCAGCUGAUAAUUUUGAAACAGUUGUGGCAUGAAACUGCCAUGGUCAAAGAAAACCGAAUGUAUAUAUUUUUCAAUAUACUGCAGAAGGCAUUGAGCUCAAACUUAACCCCCAAAACAUGCUUGAUUUUUUUGUUUGUUUUUUUUUGUUUAGUGUGCAUAACUCUCUUGUUCUGGUAUAAGAAGGCUGUUCAAUAUUGAACUUUUGAAUUAAAUCUGCUAGUUAAUUGUACUUACAAAGAACAGAUGAAGCAAUGCAAGAUCCAGAAUAGAAGGAACAGGUCUCAUGCACAGUCCAGUAACUACUUGUUCAAGAAUUCAAUGGUAUCACAAUUGUUCUGUCCAUUAAUACUGAAUUCCUAUGUAUUGCAGCUAUUCCAGAUCAGCCUAGGCUACCUUUUUGUUUCAGUUGUAUUUUGUAUGCAUAUCACUUACAAUAAUAUAUUUGGCAGUUUACUGUUACUUAUACAGCUACUAUAGUAUUAAACCUAAUUAACGUUCUAACUUUGCAAAAGUAUUCUUACAGCUUAGGUUAAUGAAAAUCUUAAGUCUGAUGGCAAGAGCACUUGUAUGCACCAAAAUUACUUGGUGCUAAACAUUGCCUUUUUUCUUUCUUUAAGGGAGUAGCUUUACUACAAAAUGGAAAAAAAGUUCCUUGCCAUAAGACCGUUGUAUAAUUAAAAUAUUGUCCCAAUAUAAUAUUGUCUGUUAUAAAGUAGUACUCUUUAUAAAAACCUGAGUGUUUUAUUAAGGUGUCACAGCACAAUGGGAAACUGAGGUCAAAAGAUUAAAGAGCAGUGUUUCAGUGUCAUUGAGAUGUAUGCAUGCUUGCCUUUGCAGUAGAUAGACGUUUACUUUGGCCUUAUAAAGUCAUUUUACUCUGCUUGAAACCCUUGUCUCAUGAUAGAUGGAUCAAAAAUAGCCCCACUGCAGCUUAUACUGUCAAUCACCAUAUCUGAAACGGCAUGAUGGUGGGGGGCCUGCACAGGGUUCAUGUAUAAUGCAGACUAAAAUGCUGUUGUAAAGGGAUAGUUUCGUAAUUCACCACCUGUUUUGUUUCUUGGCUUAAAGGAAACAAGUCACAAGGGUUUAAGUGGGAGCAUGUGUAUCUUUCAGUCUAGUUUUUAAAAAGAAGUUAAGUACAUGUACAAGUGUUCUAAGAAAUCCUCGGUAACGUCAUUUGUGUUCGCACAGAGAAAGAUCUAGAAAUGUAGUAUGUAUUACUGUCUUCUCACUGUUUAAAGUAAUAUUUAAGUCAUAACUACUGCUGCUCAUUCACUUCUACGUGGAUGUUAAACUGACUGUUGGAUGUUAAGUUUUUAUAAUUUAAAAAGCCAAUCAGAUUUAAUGCUUUGGCUUUUUUAUCUUGGGAUGAAUUUAGUUGACAGUGUCCCAUUUAAUUGAACUGUUGACAACUGGAAGUAAAACUGUUAUUUUAUUUUCAAAAAAACUGUCUGGCUCUUAAAGCUGGAGGAAGAGGACAAAUGGUAGUGCUGCAAUUUUCCAGCUAUGUUUACAAUGUAAAUAUAAUGGUAAAAGCCUGGAGUUGUCUUUAGACUCAGCCGGAAAGGGAAAUUUUUAACUGUCAUGCAAAGUCUAAGGCUCCGAUCCUGCAUUGGGAGCUGCAAAAGCAGACUUUGUGGCUGCGUAGAGCCCCACUGACUUCAGUCUACUCAUGGAUCCAAUCGCAGGAUUGGGGGAUUAAGUGUAUAAUGAACAUGGUAUUACUCUAUUCUAAAGCAUGUCUUUAAUAUUACAUGAUACAAUGGAAUGAUGGGAUUAAUUUGUAUGCAGAUGUGUGAUGUGAGAGGAUUACUACUGGUAUCAAAAGUAGUUCAAUCAUGGGCUAGUAAGUUAAGGAAGCAAAGCUCUCUGAUUUGGAGGAGGAAAUGGGAAAGUGUAUCUAUUGACUUGUUCAAACAGUUAUUUAAUGAGCCAUAAACUUGUUUUUUGCUUUUGUUAAACACCAGAUCUAUUUAGAUUUAAUCCUACCCCCAUCUCCCAAAACUCUAUGCUGUAUGUCUUGCAUAGAAAUAAACAAGCUGGCACAAAACAGGACAUCAGUGGCCUGAUAGUCAAACAGGUUUGACCCUUGUGUCCUUAUGACCUUUACAAAAGUGUGAUGCACAUGUACUUAGGAAUCACUGUUAUGAAUUUUAAUAGCAUCUAUGUAGCUUCUCCUCUAUGGCCUCUUGUGACCGAGUGAGCUGCACUAUAGUUCGUUUGGAAAGUGUGAUUCGUGCUGUGUUUACCACACUUGUGAACUUUAAACUCCUUUGUCGCCUGUGUUUUUUUUUUUUUUUUAAUUUUUAAUAAGGGUGACUGAGGUUGCAGAGAAAUUAAUGUGUGCUGAGUCUGCAUAGCAAUCUAAGUAGGGUUGCCACAAUACAAUUUUUUUUUUUUUUUUUUAAAAGGGGUUGGGGGGUGGGGGGGGGAGAGAGUGAUGGGCUACAGAACUGACCAACUAAAAAACUUUAGCUGCAUUAUCUACUACUGGCAAACU